CCUUGAAAACCCAUCACUCCCUCCUCUUUCUCUUCUCUAACACCUCUUCUCUUUCACUGUUCAAGACAAGAGGAAAAUACAUUGCUUAGACGAGGGAGAAAAGAAAAAUACAUUGCUUGGAACCUUCUUCUCUUUACUUACCAUUUCUGCUUCUGUUUCUUGUUGAUGGAAAAUAUCUAUUGUUUCCGGCACAAGUAUACCCAUCUGUUAUUGUUUCUACUUCUAGCUUUUGCCUCUCAAUUUGCUUCAUGCCAGAUGUGGGAUGGGAUAAUCGUAACACAAGCGGAUUAUAGGGCUCUUCGAGCCAUAAAGAAUGAUCUAAUUGACUUCAAAGGGUUUUUGCGCAGCUGGAAUGAUAGUGGCUAUGGAGUUUGUUCUGGUGGGUGGGCAGGAAUCAAAUGUGUUAAGGGUCAGGUUAUUGCCAUCCAGCUUCCUUGGAGAGGACUUGGUGGCAAAAUAUCUGAGAAGAUUGGCCAGCUUCAUGCGCUUCGAAGGAUUAGCAUGCACGACAAUGUUCUUGUUGGAAAUGUCCCGUGGUCUCUUGGGUCCCUCGCCAAUCUUAGAGGGGUUUACCUGUUCAACAACCGCCUUUCGGGUUCUAUCCCUCCUUCAAUUGGUAACUCUCCUAUGCUUCAGACUCUUGACAUAAGUAACAAUUCACUUACUGGUAUAGUUCCUCCUAGUCUGGCUAAUUCUACUAGGUUAUAUAGGCUUAAUUUGAGCUUUAAUUCCUUAACGGGUUCCAUUCCAUUUACUCUCACUCGUUCUCCUUCUCUCACUAUCCUUGCUCUACAACACAACAAUCUCUCUGGUUCCAUCCCAGAUUCUUGGGGCCAAACAGGGAAGAAAUCUUACCAACUUCAGUUCUUGACCCUUGAUCAUAAUCUCAUCUCUGGAAAGAUUCCAAUGACUCUUAGUAAUUUGGCUUUGCUUCAAGAGAUUUCUCUGAGUUAUAAUCAGAUUUCUGGAAGCAUACCUAAUGAACUAGGGAGGCUUUCAGGGCUACAAAAGAUUGAUUUUUCAUAUAAUGCUAUCAAUGGAAAACUUCCACCUAGCUUUUCCAACCUCUCCUCUCUAGUCUCAUUGAGUCUCGAGAGCAAUCAACUUGACAACCAGAUCCCAGAAGGUGUAGACAGAUUACAGAACCUCUCCGUGCUCAACCUGAAAAAUAAUAAAUUCGAAGGCCCUAUCCCACCAACUAUUGGGAACAUUUCCGGUCUCAAUCAACUUGAUUUGUCACAAAACAAUUUUACUGGCGAAAUUCCAGCUUCACUUACUGGCCUAUCCAACCUCACUUCUUUUAAUGUUUCUUAUAACAAUCUCUCUGGUGCCGUGCCCUCUCUGCUCUCAAAAAAUUUCAAUUCAAGCUCUUUUGUGGGGAAUCUUCAGCUUUGUGGCUACAGCACGGCAACUUCAUGCCCCUCACCACCACCGGUCAUUCUUCCAUCCCCGACGACAGGGCCACCUAAACAUCAUCACCACCGAAAACUUAGCACCAGGGACAUUGCUCUCAUCGCAGCUGGUGCGCUCUUAGCUUUUCUACUUCUACUCUGCUGCAUUCUGCUCUGUUGUUUGAUGAGGAAAAGGGCUGCUCUGAAACAAAAGAAUGGUAAAACUGCUACGCGAGCAGCUGUAGGGAAAACUGAGAAGACAGGAGCAGCAGCCGGCACAGAAGUUGAAUCAGGUGGUGAAAUGGGUGGAAAGCUAGUCCACUUUGAUGGGCCAUUUGUGUUUACAGCUGAUGAUUUGUUGUGUGCAACUGCGGAGAUAAUGGGAAAAAGCACUUACGGAACAGCAUACAAGGCAACACUAGAAGAUGGCAAUCAAGUUGCUGUGAAAAGAUUGAGAGAGAAGACUACAAAGGGGCAGCGGGAGUUUGAAACUGAGGCUGCUGCACUUGGAAAGAUUCGCCAUGCAAAUCUCUUAGCACUAAGGGCCUAUUACUUGGGACCCAAGGGAGAGAAGCUUCUAGUUUUCGACUACAUGCCUAAAGGGAGUCUUGCAUCCUUCCUCCAUGCUCGCGGGCCAGAGACCAUCAUCAGCUGGCCAACAAGGAUGACCAUGGCCAUUGGCAUUGCACGUGGACUGAACAACCUCCAUACCCAGGAAAAUAUAAUCCAUGGGAAUCUCACAUCAAGCAGCAUACUACUCGAUGAGCAAACCAACGCUCACAUUGCAGACUUUGGCCUCAGCAGGCUCAUGACUACAGCUGCCAAUACCAAUGUGAUUGCUACUGCUGGAUCACUUGGCUAUCGUGCACCAGAACUCUCAAAGCUCAAGGAUGCCAACACAAAGACUGAUGUGUACAGCCUUGGGGUGAUCAUUCUGGAGCUCUUGACAGGAAAAUCUCCUGGUGAACCAGCAAAUGGCAUGGAUUUACCGCAGUGGGUGGCAUCCAUAGUGAAGGAGGAGUGGACGAAUGAAGUCUUUGAUUUGGAGCUUAUGAGGGAUGCACCCACCAUAGGUGAUGAGUUGCUCAACACAUUGAAAUUAGCUCUGCAUUGCGUGGAUCCCUCACCAGCAGCUCGUCCUGAAGUUCAACAAGUUCUUCAGCAGUUAGAGGAAAUCAAGCCAGAUCUGGCUGCCAGUUCUGUUGAUGAUGAUGGAGCCAAAGUCCCACCACCAACCAGUGAAUAGAGUUUUGUUAUUAUUAGUAUCAUAAUUUUGGGACUGCAGGAAUAAAGAGUUAUUAUAAUCAACUGGGGGGGAUCUGUUUACAAGGUCUAUAGUAGAGAGUAGACAUUCUUUAAUUACUUCCUUUUUUUACAAUUCUUUAAUUACUAUUAUUUGUUAGCGCAUGUAUAUAAGUUACUGUGGUUCAUUUAGCGUAUUCUUUUUGUCAGGAACAAUAAUGUAUUCAUUCAAUUCAUGCUUUAUAAAAGAGCUAAAGAAAUUAAUCGCAGAUAUUAAAGAAA
Messenger RNA from Hevea brasiliensis (rubber tree), 2915 nucleotides. RefSeq names its product probably inactive leucine-rich repeat receptor-like protein kinase IMK2. Gene Ontology annotation, biological process: protein phosphorylation. Gene Ontology annotation, molecular function: protein binding; protein kinase activity; ATP binding. The transcript has 2 exons. Bases 166 to 2637 code for a protein of 823 amino acids. NCBI's taxonomy places the organism in Eukaryota, Viridiplantae, Streptophyta, Magnoliopsida, Malpighiales, Euphorbiaceae. The record is from RefSeq and is a predicted model, not a curated record.